UGUGUUGAGAUCAAGUAUCUGUUUGUUUUACUUUGCGCGUUAAGACAAUAUUAGCAAUGUCCGUAAGUUACGCGUGAUUGUAAAUGAUAAUAAUAAAAAUAUCACCAAUAAUAACUUUUUCAUUAGGUCGUGAAAAGUGAUCCUUUUAUGAAUGGCUCGAAUUCAGUUUAACGUUAAUAAAAAUGUGAAAAUUAAUAUUAAUAUGCUGUAAAACUAUUGAGCGCAGGCAAACUGCUGAUGCAAACUAGUGUUCUAUCAUUGAGUGGAAAUGGCGUGGCUGUUCUGCAGCUACCCGAUAAUGCGCCUCAUCGCUGAAAUGCCAGCGCAGCAGGGCCCUUAGCCUGUGCUUUUCUGAAUUAUCUUUUUGUGCCUUUUUUGUGUGUGAUUACACGGACUGUGUAACAUUUUGAGUUAAUAAAUACUCGCAAACGUUCCGUUUGUUUUUCUACUGUUAAGAAAAUAAGAUGAGAAUUAUUAUGCCUGGUCAUAUUUGAGCAUUGUUGGCUGAGCGUUCUCGCUGCAUCAUGUCUUCAGCUAGAACGAUGAUCAACUAUCGGAUUCAGCUUACCAUCUAUUUUCUAUUGCAACUAUUUUUCUUAACUUCUGUCGUAAGAGCUCAAUUACGGUCACCUAGAAUCACAGAACAUCCUUCAGAUAUAACGGUGGCGAAACACGAGCCAGUAACGUUGAAUUGCAAAGCUGAAGGUAAACCUCGUCCAGAAAUUCAAUGGUACAAGGAUGGAGAAUUGGUUCAGACUUCACCUGCAGAUUCUCACCGAGUUUUAUUGCCCACGGGAUCACUUUUUUUCCUGAGAGUGAUCCACGGUAAAAAAGAGCAAGAUGGUGGAACUUAUUGGUGUGUAGCUAAGAAUCAAGCUGGACAAGCUGUCAGUCACAAUGCAACACUUACUGUAGCUGUACUUCGAGAUGAGUUUCGAGUGGAACCACAAAAUACGCGAGUAGCAACGGGAGAGACGGCACUUCUGGAGUGUGGUCCACCAAGAGGACAUCCAGAACCAGUUUUGCAGUGGAAAAAAAAUGGACACGUCAUCGAUUUAGAGAGUAACAAACGAAUAUCAUUAGUCGAUGGAGGAAACUUAAUGAUAACAGAUAUAAAGCAGUCCGAUCAUGGGAAAUAUCAAUGUAUUGCUUCAAAUGUUGCCGGAACACGAGAAUCCGCGAUUGCUCAGCUCACAGUUAAUGUAAAACCUUAUUUCGUAAAAACACCGAUAAAUCAAACGGUUUUGUUGGACCAGACAGUAGAGUUUGCAUGUCAAGUUAAUGGUGAUCCAAUGCCAGAGAUAUUAUGGCGGCGACACGAUGGAAAAAUGCCUAUCGGUCGCGGACACAUUCUUGAUGACAAAAGUCUCAGAAUUGAACAUGUUACAUCUACAGAUCAAGGAACUUACAUCUGUGAAGCUGAAAAUAGCGUUAGCACUAUUUCAGCAAGUGCUACGCUUACUAUUCAUUCUCGACCAGUAUUUACUAAUUUUCCUAAAGAUGAGUCUGUGAGCGUAAAUUCAAAUGUAACAUUCGCUUGCUCGGCUAAGGGUGCACCGGCCCCUUCAAUUUUUUGGACGCGCGAAGGAUCGCAAGAGUUGAUGUUUCCUGGUCACUCCUAUCAAGGACGAUACUUUGUAAGUGACGACGGUAGUUUACACAUCAAGCAGAUAGAACGCAAAGACGAAGGCCAUUACGUGUGCAGUGCCAUAAGCCAAGUUGGCGCAACGACUGCUACAGUAUACCUUGCCGUGAUAUCGAUCGAAGAAGUGCCUCCACCGAUUAUUGAAUUUGGACCAUCAAACCUUUCUUUGCCACUUAAUACUUCUGCAUUAUUAAACUGCCGUGCGGUGGGCACCCCAACGCCUAAAAUAAAUUGGCUCAAAGAUGAUCAGAUAGUACAGAUUGGUGAACGGAUAACAGCGAUCAGUAAUGGGAGUCUUUUAUUGGAUAAGUUGCAAGCUUCUGAUGCUGGCAAGUACACGUGUAUUGCUUCUUCAACGUCGGGCAACUCGUCGUGGUCUGCGUUUCUCAAAAUAGGAAAUGAAGAGGAUGGAAAUCAAUCAUUUGAUCUCUUGAAGCUUCCCCAGCAUCCUAGCAAGCCACGAAUUGUCAAUACGACAAGUAACUGCAUAACUAUCACGUGGAGUCCUGGUUUUGGAGGAGGCAGCGCAAUCACUGGUUACCAAAUUGAGUACUCCAGUAGCACUGAUAAAACAGGGUGGAUAAUCGCCGCUAGCAAAGUCACCAAAGACACUUAUACGAUAUGUGACUUGAAGCCGAAUGCUAAUUACGUGUUCCUGGUACGGGCCCAGAAUAUUCACGGUUUGUCAUUGCCAGGUCCACUAUCGGAUACGGGCCACACAAUGGGCCUCGGAGAACAGGCAGUUCCACAAACUGAACUUAUUCGAGCUCGUGACCGACUCAAUAAUGAAAUUUUGCAGCUCCGAGAAGUCAGUCCGAUCAGUAGUACAAGCGUCAGAAUCGUAUGGGAUAUUCUUGGAGCUCCAGAUCUCGUGGACGGCCUUUACAUCCGUUAUCGCGAGAUAUCAGAUAAGCCACCCGAAUAUCAGAUGGUCACCGUCAUGAACGCCGGUGCAACCAGCUAUAUGUUAACCGACUUGUCAAAGUACACUCUUUAUGAAUUUUUUCUUGUGCCAUUCUACAAAACUAUCGAAGGUCGACCCAGCAAUGUCAAGCUUGCUAUGACUUUAGAAGAUGUGCCGUCGAGCCCACCACAGAAUGUUCACGUGGGUUUGAUAAACUCAACUUCAGCAUUCGUACGCUGGUCGGCGCCACCAAAAAAUAGCCACAAUGGCCAAUUAAUUGGUUACAAGAUACAAAUUAAGGGCAACAGCAGCAGUAAAAUCCUCGGUCAAAUGACUCUUAACGCUUCAACGACCUCAGUUAUAAUCAACAGUUUGGUGAACGGGGGUUCAUAUACAGCACGAGUAGCUGGCAUGACGCAUGCAGGUGUCGGUCCUUUUUCUGCGCCAGCUCUGCUUAGAAUGGAUUUAGGUCUGCUUAAUGGUAAUAAAUCAAUGCGUGAAAAUUCCGACGGAGAAACUGACAGCAGUAACUACCAAUCGUCUUUUGUCAAGGAACCGUGGUUCCUUACAUCGAUCACUCUACUUGUAAUUGGCGCAGUAGGUGCUUUACUCGGGGUGUUUUACAUUCGUCGCCGACAUAAACAUGGUAAACAAUUAGGCCACCUCAGCGUUCCUGUGCAUACGUCAAGUGAUAUUUGCCAAUUGAAUAAAGACGCUUUGUGGCUUGAACGAGGUUGGCGACCAAAUAACGGACUCACGAGUGGUUACUCCGAUGCUAUAAAUCCUGGCACCGAUAAAGACUGUGAAACGAAACUUUUAAAUAAUCAUGGAACGAUCAAUGCCGUACCUGGCUUGGUGGUCAUGUCAAACUCUGAAUAUGCCGAAGUCAAUAUGUCAACGUUUUACAACACCCGCAAGUCAUCAGCGCCACCAGAACCCUACGCUACGACAACACUUUGCAUGGCCAAUCGUAGUCCAGACUCGCGUGAAACAAGCGCUGGAAAACGCUCGAAUUCCAGCGACUCUUGUCUCAAACCUAAUUAUUCGAGCUUGGAGUCGCAGCAAACUUCUGGACAGUUAGGAAAUAAGUCGAAUGUUUCACCUUGCAGUGAUAAUACCAGCAGUAUACACGCCGAUGAAUUGGUAGAGCAUAGUUUGCAGCAAGCUUCGUCUUCGCGUUGCAAAAAAAUUAACCAAAAUCACCAAUCGCAGACUCUACCGAACUGGUGCGACAUGCUUCCGCCGCCUCCAGAGCACCCACCACCACCUGCCAACAACGGCAGCCUCUCGGUGCAAAUGCAUCCCUUAUCGAUUGGCCACAGUCCCAAUGUAAACAAGCGCAGCUUACUAGACUGUCAGCAGCUCAACAGCUGCAGCGAGUCCAAUAGUCCAUCGACGCCAUCCGCGCGGCAAGCCUCCAAAGGUUUUUCGUGUUCUCAAUCGCUAACUCCGUGGACCGCUGAGCCAAAUUAUGCCAGCUUGCCUCUCAACGCUGAUUCGCCUCCUGCACCAUCUUUUUCUCAAAAUGUUGAUCACUACGAGAUUUAUCAAGAGAAUGAAUACGAAAGUGGCUCGCUCAUUUAUGGACACCGUAACGAUUUAGAAAACUUUCCAAUGGCUACCUGUAAUCCAGUUCAAGACCCGGCACUUAUGUAUCGAAGUAAUAGAUUACCGACUUAUCAACCGCGGCAGACGGCUUCCCGACACGAAAACGAAGAAUGGGACCGUAAAUCUUGCGAUUCGAACGAGCACUCGGAUAUUUGCUGUUCGUGUAGCGAGUCCAGUUAUCUAUACGCCGACACUUUUGAUUGCAGCAAUCAGUUCAACUCCAACGUGUCGCAUCAUUCGAGUCUCGGACCAAAAUGCAACAAUCGAAACGUCUCGUCAGUUUUUCGUCCAAGCAACACAAGUAGUCCCCGCCGUCAGAAUCGAUCCUCCUCUCCAGCUUACAGUACUGAUAGUAAUUAUUCUUGCAUACCCGAACGAAAGUCAGUUUCUUCUUCCCAUUCUCAAGAUCGACGGAAACAAAACUCCACUAAAGGUUGAUAAAGACGAAUAUUUCUAACAUUGAACAUUACUCAAGACUUGGUUUUACAUUAGAUGAACUGCCCGAAUUCAUGCGUUCUGAUCAUUAUACCUUGCACAACUCAUCAAAUUCUAUCGAUAACUCGAGCAGUCAGCGAUAUGGCAGACAGAAUAAUCACUUCGCAAGUGGUAGCAAAUGCUCUGAAUCGUUUCGGCUUGAUGAACGUGGAUCCUGUUAAGCUAUGAUCUGGUUUUCAAGAUUUUAUUAUUCGAUCCGAGUCACACUACUAUCGACAACGAAAGUAAUAGUUUUGGCCCUGCGGAUACAAUGUGAUUGUCACUUGCACCAGAGGAUGAAAAACGAAUGACUCGGGUUACAUAUUUAUUAACUUCGCGGGUUCCUAACGAUCGAUAAUUUACAAAUAAUGUUGGUCACUUUUCUUUUUCUUCCCUAAUCUCGUAACCUGCUGUUCUCAUUGUUUAUCAACAACCCUACAUGCAUGUGUCUUUUUUUCAUUUUUUUUCUUCGUGGGAUAUUUAAACUUUGAAUUCGGGCCUUAUUUGAAAUAACAACUCGAUGAAUUAGCGAAUUUCGCUCAAUCAAUUUGAAAAAUGAACUUGAAUACCUUUUAUUAAAAUGUUCCUAAAAAAUGUGACUGAAAUAUUAAUUUAGUUGGAAAAAAUUUUCCACAGAAAUGUUGAAUUAAUUCAACAUGCAAAACCGUUGAAGUUAUGUAUAUGUUGUUAAAUAUGUAAAAGCCGAUAAAUAGAAAGGUCAAAUUCAUAUCGUAAGAAACAUAAACUUUGUAUAAUUGUACAUACAGUUAGUACAAAAAACAUAGUCAUUAGUGUUAAAUUCACAUGAUGAAAAACAUAAUCUAGUUUACACUGAUCAUGAUAGACUAUUAAGUAAUAAAUCACCUAUUUAUUGCAUGAAGCAGAAUGGUUGUAGAUCAUGCAAUAGAAUAUUGUCAUAUUAUUGUAAAAUAGACAGCGUCGCAUUAUUAAUAUCUUGUAAAUCUCUAUGUUUAUUCAAAAACGCUUAAUCCGAACAUGGUCGUAUAUAUCAUGAAGAGAAAAACUCUUUGAGAGUAAUUUUAUAUGAAUUGAUUUAGAAAUUAACAUUUUCUACAGCCUAACAUCAUAUUAUGUUUUUGGCUGUAAAUCUAUGAAAUUUUUAGUUAAAUCAAUCGACCUAAGCAUGUUUAUAAAUAGCUCGUCACACAAAGCCUCUCAGCCUCGUACUAUGGCAACUGAAUAAGAUAAUAUUAAGAUAGUAAUCAUUUUUCUAGAUGCAGGAAUAAUCGAAAUCAAUUUGAAAAUUGGCUAAUAUAAAAUGUAAAUAACUAUUCUAGUCCAAAUUAAUAUCAAGAGUUUUUUUAUCAUGUGUAAUCUAGACAAUAUAAUAUAUUAUACAUUUUUAUAUGAAUAAAAUCAUACAUUAUUUUAGUAGUCGUGAUAAGUUUUUUUUUAUUGUACAGCAUGAAUUAUAUAUUACAUGAAGAACGUCGUUAUUUUUUCAAACGUAUCGACCGUUGCCUUUAUUGCUUGAAUAAUGUUUUGUAUUAAAAAAUUGAAGCAUCAGAUAAUGACUGACACAUCUUAAAAAUAAUUUUGGAAAAUGUCACUACUAAAAUUUAUCAACGAUUUCCAAAACGUUAUGUUUCUCGGCAUUAUUUUUUUGGUUCAUAAUCUAAUCCUCAUAAAAAAUUGUAAAAAAAUCACCGUGCAGAACGACUAGUCGA
This is a messenger RNA of Trichogramma pretiosum, 6319 nucleotides long. RefSeq names its product roundabout homolog 1-like. The record is from RefSeq and is a predicted model, not a curated record. Gene Ontology annotation, molecular function: protein binding; axon guidance receptor activity. Gene Ontology annotation, biological process: Roundabout signaling pathway; axon guidance; axon midline choice point recognition. NCBI's taxonomy places the organism in Eukaryota, Metazoa, Arthropoda, Insecta, Hymenoptera, Trichogrammatidae. The transcript has 9 exons. Bases 525 to 4595 code for a protein of 1356 amino acids.